AUGGAGGAGGGAACUGCGAAGUAUGCCGAUCGACCCUUUGUCCUGCCUUUGCUAGAUCCGACCGUCAUUCUUCCAAGUAAUGUGAUCGACGAGGUAAAGUCUCUCCCCGAGACCCGAGUCUCGAUCGAUGCCAACAACAAACGGCGUUUUUUCGGUCAAUACACCCUGAUGGGGACCAAAUCCCCCGAAUUACUAUCUGCCAUCAAACAGGACCUCCACCGGAACGUGAGCAAUCUCUUGACUGAGAUGAUGGAAGAGAUUCGAGUGACUACGGACUCACUGAUCUCAUUAACUUCCGAAUCGCCGGUCAAGAGUCUCUUGGUAUAUGAGAGCAUGCUUAGAUAUAUUACGCUUGUUACUGGGCGCAUCAUCGUGGGUUUACCAUUGAGCCGCAACGAAGCAUGGGUCGGCUCUGCAAUCAACUACGCGGUCGAGAGCAUGAAGGCAGGGCACCAACUUCGAACAUAUCCUGUUGCUCUGAGACCUUGGGUAGCCCCAUUUCUAUCUGCCGUGAGGCGGCUCAAAGACCACCAGUCUAAAAUCAUGACAAUAUUACAUGAAACUGUGCUCCAGGAGCGGUUGAGUCCGGCCAAUUCAACCAAAGUUGACGAAACGCAAGGCCGGUUGGCAUCCUGGCUGAUUCAACACUACCGUCCCAUGUCCAACAAGGAUGUUUCCGAGUGGAAUCUGUGUAAAGACCAUAUCCUCGCCCUGUUUGCUGGGAUUCACAUCGCAACAAAUGCUGUCACGCAGGUUCUUCUCGAUCUCGCGGCCCGACCAGAAUACCAACAACAGCUCCUUGAAGAAAUUGAUUCAGCGACUAGCGAAUCUGAAAACAAUACGCUUUCUUUGGGAAUGAUCGCCAAGAUGUCCAAGCUAGAUAGUUUUAUCCAAGAAUCCCUUCGGGUGAAUCCUCCCGGAGGAGUUGUGACUCUUAUGCGAGAGACUACGGCACCAUUCCGGCCUUCAUGUGGCCCUCUCAUACCCAAAGGCACACUGAUCGCCUUUUCGAACAACCGCUUUGACAUGGCUACGCGUACAAAGGCAGACGUUGACCACUUCGAUGCAUUUCGUUUCGAUCGAGAGCGUAGCAGCGGGGGUUCCAAGCAUCACCUCUUGACACCAAGUCCAGAUUCCUUGACUUGGGGGUACGGAAUCCAUGCCUGCCCAGGCCGAUCAUUUGCUGCCACUGAAAUCAAAGUUAUCGUCAUCCAUCUCUUGACGCACUUUCAUUUACGCUUGAAGGGAGGAAAAGAAAGGCCACCAAAUCAAUCCUUUGAUUUUCAGAUUAUGCCUGACAUGAGUGCAGAGAUUGAGUUCUCGUCGAGAACCAACCUAGGCAAUCAUUGA
Molecule: messenger RNA, 1350 nt
Organism: Penicillium cataractarum
Lineage: Eukaryota; Fungi; Ascomycota; Eurotiomycetes; Eurotiales; Aspergillaceae
Product: cytochrome P450
Exons: 3
Coding region: 1-1350 (449 amino acids)
Molecular function (GO): monooxygenase activity; heme binding; oxidoreductase activity, acting on paired donors, with incorporation or reduction of molecular oxygen
Source: RefSeq, a predicted model, not a curated record